Messenger RNA from Colossoma macropomum (tambaqui), 4393 nucleotides. It is a transcript of the gene tmem175, whose product is annotated as transmembrane protein 175. The record is from RefSeq and is a predicted model, not a curated record. NCBI's taxonomy places the organism in Eukaryota, Metazoa, Chordata, Actinopteri, Characiformes, Serrasalmidae. Gene Ontology annotation, cellular component: lysosome; endosome. Bases 241 to 1803 code for a protein of 520 amino acids. The transcript has 10 exons. Gene Ontology annotation, molecular function: proton channel activity; potassium ion leak channel activity.
GUCACUUCCUUUGGGCUUAGUUCAGUGCUUCCCUGCGCCAGGCUCUGUUUUUUCGGGAUACUAACAGCUGAAUAUAUGUGUUAAAUCUGCCGGACGCUGAGAAAACAAGCAAGCGUGCAGGGAUCUUACAGAAUGCAGCUGUUUGUCUCACUGGCGAUCAGCUAGUAGUUCAUUCUCCGUUUAUUCUCUGCUGCUCACCUGGCCGUGUGUGUGUGCGCGAGACCCUCCGCCGCCGCUGUGAUGGGAGAACACAAUGAAAGCGAAAUUAUCGAGCACCACGACGACGAAGAAAUGGAGAAGAGAAACAGGUACAGGAACGACUCCAACUCCCUUCUGGAGAGUCUGACUCCGUCCGAGAGAGACGGACAGAGGAGCACUCAGCCUUCUCACCGCCUCUUAGCCUACAGCGACGCGCUCAUCUCCAUCAUAGCCACCGUCAUGAUUUUACCUGUUGCCCACACGAAAUUCCAAAACACUGAGGAACUGAAGGACAGCAUUCAGUUGCUCCUCACCACUAAGAUUGCAGUCUACUUGAUGACAUUUUUAAUAGUCACUGUUGCUUGGGCAGCCCAUAUCAGGUUGUUUCAGGUCAUUGAGCGCAUUGAUGACACUCUUGCACUUCUUAAUUUGGCUUGCAUGAUGCUGAUAACAUUUCUGCCUUACACAUUUUCUCUGAUGGCGACAUUCCCAAAUAACGUUCUUGGCAUUGUGUUUUUCUGUGCCUGUGUCAUUGUAAUAGGCCUCAUUCAGGCGGUCAUUGUCAUUUAUGGAUUUAGCCGUCCUUUCCUCCUGAACGAGCACAUUCAGAUGUCGGAGAACCGAGCCUACUACAGACGCCACAUCCUCGAAAUUAUAAUGAGGGUUCCUUUAAUGUGCUUCUUUGCCAGCAUCUUUUCAUUCAUCUUUUUUCAACUGUCUUAUGUCCUGCUGGCCAUCAUUAUAUUCAUGCCCUAUAUUUCUCAGUCUUUGAAAUGGAUUCGGAAUAAAGCCAUUGGUGGUCCAUCAGACGACACUCCAGACUCGAUGCUGUUCUAUACAUACCACCCGAAUGAACCGCUGAGCAAAGAGCGAGUCGAGGCUUUCAGUGAUGGUGUAUAUGCCAUUGUAGCCACCCUUCUCAUCUUAGACAUAUGUGAGGACAAUGUGCCAGACCCUUCCCUUGUGCAGAAGGAGUUCGGCGGCAGCCUCUUCGCAGCUCUUCAGGAGUAUGGCCACGAGUACCUGGCCUACUUUGGCUCCUUCGCCACUGUGGGCCUGCUGUGGUUUGUGCACCACUCACUCUUCCUGCACGUGACCCGGGCCACUCGACUAAUGGGCCUCCUCAACACCUUCUCCCUAGCCUUCAUAGGUGGUCUACCACUGGCCUACCAGCUGACCCACGAGUUCCCCCGUGGCUCCCGCAAUGAGCUAGAAGCCAUCCAAAUUAGCUGCGUCAUUAUUUUCUUUGCGGGCCUCUUUCAGCUGGCCUUGUGGGUCACUGCACUCUUCUCAGAGCGUGAGACACUGCGUCCGUAUGUGCAUUAUGGAGGCCGGGAGCACGCCUUCAUGUUCGCCAAACUCUCUCUCUAUCCCUUUGUAGCUUUAGGGACUUUCUUCUUCACCUGCAUCCUCAGCCGCUUCAGUGCACCCAUCUUUCACUUGAUGCAGAUUGCUGUCCCCUUUGCUUUCCUGCUGCUCAGGCUGCUGGUGCGAGUGACGCUGGCCGUGCUCAGGUGGCUCUUCUGUCCUGCUAGACCCGACGUCGGAAACACACCAGUGGAAGAGGACGACUCACGUCUGCCCUUUAAUGACAUUGUCACCUAGCAGGAGAUGGUCAGCGCUGGGGUAAGUCCAGCAGGUUCUGGGCCCAUAUUCACAAAAAAUCUUAGAGGUCCUCUACAAAUGCUUGUAAUUUCAUGUAAUGUGAUUUUUUUGCUGUUCCGUGAGUUUGGAGGAAUGUAGAUAAUGUUAUCAUGGACAAAGUCAGUUAGCACUGAAUGGCUAUGUUAGGACUUUGGGAUAAGGAGGUCAGUGCCUUCUUUAGUAAAAAGACAAGUGGAACUACGAAAACCAGAGUCGUGGCAAAAAAAACAAACAAAACAAAAAACAACAAAAAACCCAAAGCUGUAAACUGAAAAACUCGACAUUUUCUAAUUCAGAACAGAUAACAUGCCAUGGGGAGUUUCAUGAGUAAUUGGACUGAAAAGUGUUUAACAUACACUGAGCUAAGAAAACCCCAUAACCCACCAAAGCAGAUAUUGUCAUGAAAUUUGCAGUGAGAAUCUGAUUAAAUUUAGAAUAAACAGUAAAAUCAAAUCUGCUCAAGCCUUUCAUCCAUCAGUUAUUGAUGAGACCUUUGAUUGUGACUUUAGAUUUUUUUUGGUAAAAUCUUAUCAAAUGUAUUUGAUUUCUUCAAAAUUCUCAGAAUAUUAGUCACUGCAUUAAGAAAUUUAGUGAAUACAGGCACUGAUGUUGGACAGCAAUUUUGUUGGAUUUCAUAGGAUGUGAAGACAUAAGAAUAUCUCAGACUGCUAAAGCCACCUAUCCUUAAUCAUUCCUAACUUUCCAUACGGGUUGGUUCCAGAAAAAACCCAUGAAUCAGCUUACUUAAAUUAAGCUGUAGUGUCUUUCUACUAAGCACUUCUGACAUACUAAUGCAAAAUUGAGCAAAUUACCCUCUGCUUUAUAGUGUGAGCUGAUGGUCAAACUUCUGCGUCUCUCCCAUUCACAGACAGUGUAAAUCAUGGUUUGGACUGCGCAAAAAUAAUCAUAGGCCAGAUUCUUAGACGCUAGAGAUGUGCUUAUUUAAAUCUAACCAUCUUUUGGUUUAUUUACCCCUUUAAAGCAAUUUUAACAAUGACUUUAUUAUAAUUUGUAAUAUGUUUAUAAUCUCUUUUCCCUAGAUGUGCAAACUCUCAGAGCCAUAAGCUUAAAGUGAUGCUUCUGAAACUACGAUGGUUAGUUAUUUCUUUAGAGAAGAUUACUCACACUCCCUCUCAAAAACAUAUCCAAAAAAAUGAGCAACAUGCUAUGAUUCAAGAUGUCUUGAAGCUCCACUGACAUUGAAGAUCAGUAGUCAGUAGUAGCAUUUUGAAGUACAAAAUGAACAUUAGUACUCCUAAUAGACAUUUGCACUUGAUUUGAUACUAUAUUGAUAUGAUAUGAUACUAAAAUCUAUCAAGCACCUUAGAUGUUUCAGUGAAGACCUCAUUGCACUUUACCUAAGAUCCUGAAUUCAGGUUUGAUUUUUGUGUAUUCUGUAGAAGUAAAUGUAAGCCAUCAUAAUACGCAUGUUUUUAUAUUGUCUUAAAUGUUUGUAAUCGUGUCAUGCUUCAGAAGGGCAGAAUGUUAGAUGUUAGGACUUUGGAAUAAGGAAGCCAGUGCCUUCCUUUGUAAACACAGGUGGUACUACAAAACCAGAGCUCUGCGGGUUAUGACUGCUGUGUAUUUGUAAGAGUGCGAUUACUGUACCUGCCACAAGAUGAUGCUGUUGCAUAUCUGUUACACAUAUAAUUAGCAUUGUUAAGUCAUCCUUCCUGACCUCUUUCAGCACUGUUUUAUGUUACUGGGCACUUCAGCAUGCUUUCCUUUUCUGUGUAAAAGAGACAUCUGAAUGUCACAAGGGAAAUAUUAUCACUGUCAAUUUUAAGUCCAACUAAAAACACAGCAUAUCAGUUUAUUCUCUGAAUAAUAAAGUUGCAAAUUGCUGCUUGCUGGAGUCAGCUUAUACCUUUGAGUUUUUAUUACGUGUGUGUGUGUGUAUGUAUAUCUUAUGGAUGGGUGGAUGCUGAACAAGACAAUAAGAAGCGAGAUGUAAAGAAAAAAAUACAAGAUUUUAUUAACCUUCAAUAAUGAUAAUAAUAAUAAUAAUAACAACAACAACAACAACAAAUCAGCUUUAUAUAUUAUGUUUGAUUUCUUUAAAUUUCCCCUAACACCAUUUUUGUUUAAGGAUUCAUGGUAAAACCGACUGUUAAACAUUGCCCAUUUAAAAGGUAUAGAUUCACAUUAGAAAACAAAUCUGCAAAUCAAAGUCAUAAAUAAUUAUUAAAAAAAAACAAAAAAAAACAAUGAGAUCCCAACUGUUUUUUUUUUUAAAACAUUGCAUAACAUCUGAGAUUGAUGAGUAAAUAAGCUAAACCCCAUUUGGUGUUAAACUACUGAACAGUAUAUGCUUGUACAAUAUUACAUCUUGGAUAACAUCUGAACAUAAACCGUGCAAUAACUCCUAAGUUGAAAACAUUACAAAUCUGGUAGCUUCAUAACAAGCGCAGUCACUUGCUUUUAAGCUGUUGACACCUGCUGCAUUUUCUUUUUGGUCUGACAGGGUUACGUCUAUUAGACAUGCAACAUUCAUACGUGGCAACGAACUGUCCAUGGCAAGAGCAAGUUGAGCCAUGACUUUAACAAAAAA